AUGUCGCCAUUAAUCACCUUCAAGAACAUCGAUUUCAACACAAACCAUAUGAACUUCUGGCACUCUGUCUUGAAUUUUCAAUUCAAAAGUUCUUUGUUCCCGCUUUUCGCCGUCUCAUUGAAUUUCGCGUCCGCGAUAUUCCAGGACCAGAGCUUCUCAACGAGCACUGCCGCAUUGUCGCCUGCGAGGAGCCGCCCAUUAUCGAGCACUUCACAAUACUGCACUGACAACACCACAUGUUCCAUUGACUGGCGGCAACUGUGGUGGAACUCGAUGGCCCGUUUUCUCGUUGAUGGACGCAAUCCUCAAGAUUUCCGUGACGCUGUCGAGCGCUUCCAGGAGCUUGGGUUCGAAAUCGGAAGGGUGAAUCCAGAGUGCUGGAAGACCCUGCUUCAAACAGUGAAGAAAGGAGCGGCAUUCCAUCUAGCCUUUGAUCUCAUUGAGGAGACGGCUCAGCAGUUGUCGGCAGCUCUGAUCACGGAGCCUGGCCCAAUGUUGACACGUGCAGAGUUGGAUACCUUGGGGCAUCAAUGA
Molecule: messenger RNA, 534 nt
Organism: Suillus paluster
Lineage: Eukaryota; Fungi; Basidiomycota; Agaricomycetes; Boletales; Suillaceae
Exons: 2
Coding region: 1-534 (177 amino acids)
Source: RefSeq, a predicted model, not a curated record